Molecule: messenger RNA, 5084 nt
Organism: Alosa alosa (allis shad)
Lineage: Eukaryota; Metazoa; Chordata; Actinopteri; Clupeiformes; Clupeidae
Gene: patz1
Product: POZ/BTB and AT hook containing zinc finger 1
Exons: 6
Coding region: 126-2477 (783 amino acids)
Biological process (GO): negative regulation of transcription by RNA polymerase II; regulation of immune system process; regulation of cytokine production
Molecular function (GO): protein binding
Source: RefSeq, a predicted model, not a curated record
AACAUGUUAGAUGCUAAAAAGACGAAGAGGGGUGGUCGUCGUUGAUUAUUUUUAUUUACUUAAACCCUUUGUACUAAGCUCUCUUAAAUUUUCGGAUUUCUUAGUCCAGUGUCGUUUGCUAACACAUGUCGUUGGCAUAUAAAGACGACAUGGAGCGAAUAACUGAACAGUCGUGGAAUUCUUCUUACACAUACCAGGUGAGCAAGCAUAGCGCCGAGAUGCUACACAACCUUAACACACAGAGAAAAGAUGGAGGCAGGUUCUGCGAUGUGAUCUUGCGUGUAGGAGAGGAGAGCUUCCCUGCCCACAAGGCGGUGUUGGCGGCGUGCAGCGAGUAUUUCGAGUCUGUAUUCAGUUGUCAGACGGAAGGCGACGGCGAAGCUAAAGAGCUGGAGAUGCAUACAAUCAAUCCCAAAGUUUUUAAAGACAUCUUGGACUUUGCAUAUACCUCUAAGAUCGUGGUCCGUCUGGAAUGUUUCCCCGAGCUGAUGACAGCGGCUAAGUUUUUGUUAAUGAGGUCUGUCAUCGAGAUCUGUCAGGAGGUGAUCAAACAAUCCAAUGUGCAGAUCCUUGUCCCUCCAUCUCGUGGAGGGGACGUCAGCUUUUUCAGGACAUCAGGGAACGCGGAUCCGUCUUUCUCUGUGCCCGUUAAUAUGUCAAAUGGCAAUGGAGUAGUGACCAAUGGCGCUGUAUAUCCAAACAACGGGCAACAACACACAGCUGCCGAUGCUCAUGGUGGUGAUACAGUUAUGUCAGGUGUUAGCUCCCAGUGCGGUAUGCCGGUUUUACAACCCGUCGACAGGCUACCCGUGUCUCCGUCGGAGAUCACGGAGAACAACUUCCCUGGAGGGUCCCCUAGCAGCAGCAAACGUGGUAGAGGACGGCCAAAGAAAGUGACUACUGUCGAACCCAUGCAUUUCAAUAACAACAACACCAAGGAAAUUGACAUGUUUUCUUGUGGGAUAUGUGGGAAGAUAUUUACGGAAGUUGACCUCCUGAGGAGUCAUGAAGCGCAGCAUGGAGCGGGAGCGACUAGCGGUGGACUGAGCGAAAGGGACGGUUUAGGUCUUGAGGAUGGUCCUACCUUGAUAGCACACUCGCAUGGGGGGAUGAUGGAGAAUGGUGUCCCAACUCACAGCACCGUCGACAACAGCCGUAAACGCGAGAGAACACGACGUCAUGUUGGUUGUGAAAUUUGUGGGAAGGUUUUCCGUGAUGUUUAUCACCUGAACAGACACAAACUCUCUCAUUCCGGCGAAAAGCCAUACGCCUGCCCUGUGUGUGGCCUGCGCUUCAAACGGAAAGACAGAAUGUCAUACCACGUUCGUUCUCAUGAUGGUUCGGUGGGUAAACCGUACGUCUGCCAGAGCUGCGGAAAAGGUUUCUCAAGGCCUGACCACCUGAAUGGACACAUCAAGCAGGUGCACACCACAGAGCGACCCCAUAAGUGCCAGAUCUGUAAUGCUUCAUUUGCCACACGGGACCGGCUGAGAUCUCACCUGGCAUGCCAUGAGGACAAGAUUCCCUGCCAGGUGUGUGGCAAAUACCUGAGGGCGGCCUACAUGACUGACCACCUGAAGAAACACAGCGAGGGUCCCCACAACUUCUGCUCUAUCUGCAACAAAGGUUUUUCCACCGCCUCCUACCUUAAGGUGCACAUAAAAACGCACCAUGGCUCGGCACCUCCGGCGGGGCCCACCCCCACGCACGCCUUCCCCGAGCCCCACGCCGAGCUGCCAGCCCACCACGCCACGCUGCCCUACUACACGGGACGCCAGUGCGCAGUGGAAGACCUUUGCAGCAGUCGCCGGCUGCUGGUUACCUUCUCCGAGCCAGAGGGCGGGUGUUUCCGUGGGCUCGCCGGACACCCCGUGCUCCCCCAGCCUGGUCCCCCCGCCCUGAGUCUGCAGCCCGAGCUAUUUCUGGGCAAGCCCGGCGGGGCUCCCUAUAUCUGGGAGUGCCGCUCUACUGGGGGUCCAGGCUUCCCGGGCCUCCACGGGCCAGUGGCAGACGGGCAAGAGAACACUGGGAAAUGCCCCCACCAGGACUCGGAGGGCUCCGACACGUCCUUCACUGAGCUCUCCAAUGGAUCCGAGCUCAAGUCACCGCACAAGGAGGACGCAGUCGGGCUCAACUGUAACGGGGCAGGCAGCGGGACCCCUGAGACUCCAUCCACGGCGGGCGCGGGCUCCAAAGCCAAGGGCCCGGACUCCGACAGGAAGCACCCGUGCAGCGAGUGUGGCCAGGCCUUCCGCACCAAGUCCUACCUCAACAAGCACCUGCAGCGGGUCCACGGGGUGGUCGGGGCAGGGAAGGGCCUAGGCGACCUGUCCUCCCCGUCCCUCAGCUCUCCCUUCUCCCCCCAGCAGAACAUGUCCCUGCUCGAGUCCUUCGGCUUCCAGAUCGUGCAGUCGGCCUUUGCGUCCUCCCUGGUGGACUCCGAGGGGAGCGGCAGUGGGCUGACCGGAGGCAAGUGAGACGCGCAGGACAAAAGGCCCCGAUGUCAAAGGUCAAUGGUCGCCUUGCCAUAGCUGCCCCUCUCCUCUCCUCAGUGCCGCUUGUACCUCGCUCGCAGUGUUCCAUGAUGCCAUUGAAUAUUUUCUACCCUUUCAGAGCAGAGUAGGAUGGAAGUGUACAUAUAUGCAUUCUUCUAUUUUCCUUAUCUAAAGCAGCUAAACGGGUGUGUCCAAGCCCCACUGGCAGGUUGAACACUUUACUCUCAUUGUACAUGUAAGUGUCUUGUGAUAUGCAUAGCAAUGAAAAUGUGCUAUGUGAGUUUUUCUAUUAUUAUUAAUUAUUGUUUUGGGCUUGUGGAGUUGAUGCGGUGUGCGCGUUAAGGUAUGACACGGAGCUUCGAGGAGCUCCACAAAGGCUUCAGAUUUGCUCCCGCCCUCAUCUCCCCCACUCCCCUUGCUUUGCUCACUGACCCUUGAGUGCUAGAGGUCAGAGAGGUCACUGAUGCUGAAUGCUGAUGCUCGGAGGUUGUUGAUGAACUUUGAUGUUCUUCUGGGGGGUAUUCCAAGUAUGUGGUUUAGUGACAAACCUUGGUAAGUUAACUCAGAGUAAGUGGUAAAACUCCUACAACAAGAGCCCUAUGGCAUUGUAUACAUAUAGCUCUUCUAUUAGGAGGUGUACCCCUUACUCUGAGUUAACUUACCGAGGUUUGUCACUAAACCACAUACUUGGAAUACCCCCCUGGCGUGGUCUAGGUCAGCCUGCUGUUGGAUUGUGGUGGAAACAUGAUGAUAAUGGUGGUUCUUGGCAAAGUGCUCUAAGAUAAUUCACACGUCCCAUCGGAGACUAUGGCUUGGCCCAGAGGUGAACAGUCCAGUGGGCUCUGUGGGCGAACCAUAAUUCCUGACCACAACACAAUGUUGGCUGUGUAUGAUUGUUUUGUUUUGCUUUUGAUACCACAACAUUAUGACUCUGUGUGUUUGAAUGUCACACUAUUCAUAAGAUUAGUUCUAGAUAUCCAACAGGGACCAAUUUCAGGUUUGACUAAAAGAUUUUUGGCAAGAAAAGUAGAGUCUAUUUUAUUAAGUUAUUGAUUAUUUUGUCCCUAGUUCUUUGUAGUUUGCAAGAAAAAGUAUAUAUAUUGAGUUGUUACAAACAUUUAUGUGCUGUUCAUUAUUAUCUAAGUUAUGCUACAUGACAUGAGGGCUGUGUGAGAACUGUGUAACUGUGUUUGAGAGCGUGCUUGUAUUUGUGAGUGUAUGUCUGGUGGUCCCUGGUAGUACAUACGUCUACCCUCGGAAUGUAAAUCAGCCAGAGGGCUUUUGUACAUUUAUGCUUUGAAAUUUUUUUUUUUUUUUUUUCAGAGAAUUGUGUUUACUCAGUGAAGUUUCAAGCAUUCCCUCUUAAUUUAUACUUUUACUUUUUUGUGAUUCAAUCAUGUGUAUAUAACACACACAUACAAAUAUAUAUAAAUAUAUGAAAUGUAUAUAACUGACUAAGCUUAAUAAUGGAGACAUCUACAUAAGCGGGGAAAGUUGUAUUGCUCUUGUUGGCUUGGAUGGAAAGUAUGUGAUUUUGACUCUGGUUUUAGAUGCAGUGCACACGGUUGUCAAGCAAUCACACACUCAUUUCUGCACCCUGAUUCAGGACCUGAUAGGUAUGUGAUUGCACAACCAGUUGCAUGUAUGUGUGCGGUGCACUUGAGGGUUUGCCUGCAUGUAUGCAUUUCUACAUACAUGGUAUAUGAGUGAUCAUGAAAGAAAGUGUGUGUGUGUGUGUGUGUGUUUAUGGGGAAAGGUCCUGUGGGGUUGUUAAGGUCACUAACCUCUGCACAUCUCCAGGAUAGCCCCACCCCUUAAUGUAUUACACUGCAACUUUGAUUCACUGGCCUCUACAGAUGCUCAUGUACUAAUUAUGCACUUCCCUUUUCCCAUGAUCCCUUUCUGCAGGGGACAGAUCAGCUCAAUGUCCUUAAUCAACUAUGACCCUCAAUUUCUGCCAUCUCAGUUCAGUCAUUAUUGGUGUUACUUACAGCUGCCCUCAACCCUACUUCAUGCAAAUUAUGUCAUGGGACCUCAAAAAUACCCCCGUGACUCAUUCUCAGUGAUGUUUGGUCUGUCUGGUGGAGGGUUUGUCUUUUAUCUGUUGUCCCUUGUGAUUCACUGGAAUUUUUUAUCAAUAUUCUGAUUUCAUUCAUGUUAAAAUACUUUAGCUGUUGAAGCAUUAUUUCUGUCUUGGCGUCCAAGUCUUAUUUUUCAUGGUCUUGCAAAGUGCCUUCCCAAUAGUGAUUGUGAUUGAGCCAUGGGUGGAAAAUCAAAAGUGAAAUGGACCUGUCAUCUUCAAGGGUAGACCACAAACACAUGUAGAGCGAUUUGCAUUGACACUUUUUGUACGAGGUGAUCCACACAUGGAAAAAAAUGUACAUUUGUAUAUGUAUGUUUGGUAUUGGAUAUUCAGUCCCUUGAAAGGUUGUUCUUUACGUCACAAUUUCUUUUGUUAAUUUUUUGGAACAUUUCAAUAUAAACAUACUUUUCUAUAGAUGUUUGGUUUUUGUACACUGUUUUUGGAGUCUGGUGUCUCUGUCGAUUUGCAGAGAUUGGGAUAAAAUAAAAUGGCAUUUGAAACUCUUA